CGCGCUCUGCACUGGAGACCUGCGUUUCUCUUUGCAUGAAUAUGUAAUGGGCUGCUUGAGAUUAGGGGGAAGUGGCAGCUCCGCCUCCCCCAUCAGAUGCAGGACCAGAUUAGUUGUGGAGAUGGAACACAACAGACAGUACUGGCAGCAUGACAAUUACCAGCUUUGCUGUGGCUCUUAUUUUUGGGAGCAUCCCUAUAGUGUGCUGCUUCGACAAGCCUUCAAGUACGUCUAUUUACCAUCACCAGCCCUUACGGCCACCGCUUGCCUCUGUCCAGCACCAGCAGACCCACCACUCUCAUCGCCCUUACCACCACCACCACCACCAUACAGGUUGCCCUAAGUACACUGGAAAAUGGGGCUCGGUUGGAGACUUUGUAAAUGUGACAGAGUUUGGCGCGAACUGUUUAAACUGGGUGGAAGUGCCCACUUACUUGGAGAGAACGCCGGGCAAAGGCUUAGGAAACCACAACUUCUGCAGGAACCCGGAUGGGAGGAGUAAGCCGUGGUGCUUCUUCAGGAACAGCCAUGGGAGGGUCGACUGGGGCUACUGUGACUGCAAGCAAGGGUCAGUGCGUCUGCGGAACAGCAAAAGUGAGUCUGAUGGGAGUGCAGUGGAAGUAUAUAUGAACGGUGCCUGGGGGAUCAUCUGUGGCGGCCAAUGGGACGAUAACGACGCAUCAGUAAUAUGCCGUCAGCUUGAGCUUGGAAACAAAGGAACAGCAACAAAGGUGCCAUUAUCUGGUCUUGGCAUAACUUCUUCUUUGUGGAAUGAUGUGCGAUGCCGUGGCAAUGAGGAAAAUAUAUUACAAUGUGAAAAAAACAUCUGGCAGGGUGGGGCAUGUCCACAGAACACAGCAGCUGCCGUCACGUGUAGCUUUACGCAUGCCUCAGACUCUGUUUUUGUCCCUGCCCGUCUGGUUGGUGGGACCUCUGCCUAUGAGGGAAGAAUAGAAGUCUAUCAUUCUGGCCAGUGGGGAACAGUGUGUGAUGACCAGUGGGAUGAUGCUGAUGCCGAAGUGGUCUGUAGACAACUGGGAUUUGGGGGUGUUGCUAAGGCAUGGAAUCAAGCUCACUUUGGGGAAGGCGCGGGCCCAAUUCUUCUGGAUGAAGUUCAGUGUACGGGGAAUGAACUUUCUAUAGAAGAGUGUCAGCGGAGUCCAUGGGGAGAACACAACUGUGGACACAAAGAAGAUGCAGGAGUGUCCUGCACACCACUGGCAGAUGGUGCUAUAAGGCUCGCAGGUGGUAAAGGUAGCCAUGAAGGACGCCUGGAAGUUUUCUAUAAGGCACAGUGGGGAACAGUAUGCGAUGAUGGGUGGACCAACCUGAACACACAGGUGGUGUGUCGCCAGCUUGGGUUCAAGCAUGGAAAGAAUGCAUUAGAAAAUCGCUUUGAAGGAAGCACUGGAGUUAUCUGGCUGGAUGACGUUAGCUGCACAGGAAAGGAGUCCUCCUUUGUCCAGUGCUCUAAGAAAGACUGGGGGAAGAAUGACUGCAGCCAUCAGGAGGACGUCCACAUCACCUGCCAUCCCGACACUGACAAUCACAGGUCAUUCACAGGUCCUCCUCUGAGAUUAAUGGAUGGGGAGACAAAGAAAGAAGGGCGUGUGGAGAUUUAUCUCAAUGGCCAGUGGGGAACUAUCUGUGAUGAUGGAUGGACUGACAAAGAUGCGUCUGUUGUGUGUCGGCAGCUUGGCUACAAGGGUCCAGCAAAAGCCAGAGCAAUGGCUUAUUUUGGAGAAGGAAAAGGCCCAAUCCAUGUAGAUAAUGUGAAGUGUACGGGAAACGAAAGGUCUUUGGCUGACUGCAUUAAGCAAGAUAUUGGACAACACAACUGUCGACAUAGCGAAGAUGCUGGUGUGAUUUGUGACUACUUAAGCAAAAAAACAACAGCAGGUGGGAUUAAAGACACUUCAUCGUUUGUUUGUGGCUCAAGGUUACUGCAUCGUCGACCUAAACGUAUUAUUGGUGGACAAAAUUCUCUAAGAGGCGGCUGGCCUUGGCAGGUAGCUCUGCGGCUGAAAUCAUCUCAUGGUGAUGGAAGGCUAUUAUGUGGAGCUACGCUUAUCAGUAGCUGCUGGGUGCUCACCGCUGCACACUGCUUUAAGAGGUAUGGUAACAAUACCCGUAGCUAUGCGGUACGCGUCGGGGACUAUCAUACGCUUGUUGCGGAGGAGUACGAAGAGGAUUUGGGAAUUCAAGAGAUUAUAAUCCAUAAGGACUACAGACCUGAUGGUAGUGACUAUGAUAUUGCACUUAUAAAACUACAUGGAUUGUUGGAUCAGUGUGUACAGUUUAGUACCCACGUUCUACCAGCUUGUCUACCUCUUAGACGAGAAAGGCCGCAAAAAACUGCACGCAACUGUUACAUUACAGGAUGGGGUGACACAGGACGGGCGUAUUCAAGGACUUUACAGCAAGCCGCUGUGAGAUUACUCCCAAAAAGGACCUGUGAGGAGAGAUAUAAAAGCAGGUUUACCGGAAGAAUGCUUUGUGCCGGAAGUCUGGAAGAACAGAAACACGUGGACAGUUGUCAAGGAGAUAGCGGUGGCCCUCUUGUGUGUGAACGUUCAGGGGGUACUUGGAGUGUCUUUGGGGUAACCUCCUGGGGAUAUGGCUGUGGUGUGAAGGAUUCGCCGGGAGUUUACACAAAAGUGUCUUCAUUUAUACCGUGGAUUAAAAGUGUGACCAAUUUAUAAUCCAAACAGGAACCGAAAAGUUUUCAGAGAAGACUAGACCAAAUUGUCAUUUACCUUUCAAUGUCACCACUGUGCCCCUACGGUGCUGGACUCUCAUUAAGUGUUAUUACCUCAGGGCAACUAGGGAGUGCUACAGUGUUUCUGGUUUAUUGAUUGUCCUGGAACGUGUUUGCUUUUUUUCGUAUAAAUGAAAAAUCCAAUAUGUGUAAAUCUAAACUACUCUGACUUGAAGCAAGGUUAUUGCUACGGAUACAAGUGUCAGGUACUUUUAUUGUGCGUCACAACAUACUAUACAGGUCACUGGCUUAUGAGAGUGCUAUACAAUAAAGACAUCUUGGAUAAAUACUUUUAGUCU
Molecule: messenger RNA, 3057 nt
Organism: Spea bombifrons (plains spadefoot toad)
Lineage: Eukaryota; Metazoa; Chordata; Amphibia; Anura; Pelobatidae
Gene: PRSS12
Product: serine protease 12
Exons: 13
Coding region: 150-2702 (850 amino acids)
Biological process (GO): proteolysis
Cellular component (GO): membrane
Molecular function (GO): serine-type endopeptidase activity
Source: RefSeq, a predicted model, not a curated record